Messenger RNA from Amblyraja radiata (thorny skate), 1861 nucleotides. RefSeq lists its product as uncharacterized. The record is from RefSeq and is a predicted model, not a curated record. Lineage: Eukaryota; Metazoa; Chordata; Chondrichthyes; Rajiformes; Rajidae. The transcript has 3 exons. The coding region runs from base 470 to 1639 and encodes 389 amino acids. Gene Ontology annotation, molecular function: zinc ion binding.
AGGAGGCAGCAUCCAUCCAUGGAGAGAAGGAAUGGGUGAAGCGAGACUGAUCAACAGGAGGAGCGGCCGCCAAGGCUGCACCAAUAGCGAGCGCCCGGCAACUGGGUGGCAACCAAUGGCAAUCCUGCCUGCAGAGCGACCAAUCACAGCUCAAGCUGAUGCGCGAAUGCGGUUGGCCAACGCGAGGCCGAUUGUUCUUCCCUCCAAUCAGCAGCAGCGCUGCAAGAAGGUUGUCCAAUCACUCGCAGCCCAUCACAAGUCCCAGCGGCCAAUCAGCGCAGCAACUGUAUGGCAGUGACCAAUGAGGUUGAUCCCUCACCCACCAUGAGACGAGUUCGGUAUCGCCAUAAUCGCAAGGAAUCAUGGGAUUGGUCAAAGGUCAUUCUGAAUAAAGAAAAAAGCAAACGAAGGCUGUAUAAACUGUGUGCAUUUCGGUCUGUUUUUGUCUUCUUUGAAUCUUGCAUUGGUUAUGGCUGACCCAAAUUACGACAAUAUGACAGUGGAUGAUUUUCUGCGAUGGAAAGUUGAAGCAUUGAAGCAGUUUUUAGCAGACAGGGGAUUGAAAAAGACGGGACGAAAAGCCGAACUCGCUGCUCUUGCUUAUGGUGCAGUGUACAUGAAGAAGCCCGUGCUACCGACUGCAGGUGAAGAAAAACAUCAUCAUGCUGAUCAGUACAAGGAACUCUUGAAAUGUGGAGAAAAAAUUCUUCCCGAUCCUAUGAGCGAACUGAAAGAUGGGUGGCUUGGAGAAUCACAAGGACUAAACUGCUGGCCUCCCACAUCCAUCGUCGAGCUGUCAAAUCAUCUUGCCAGUUAUGAUGAGGCUAACCAGCCAGCUCCUUCACAGAAGUCUCGCCUGCUUAGCGACUACAAAGAAGGCAAGGCCUAUAGCUAUUUUGAUGCUAGAUGGCUGAAAGAAGUAUUUUUUCAUCCCAUCUCUGAUGAUUCAGCAAUGUGUUUUUUGAAAGCAGACUGUGCGCCUUCUGUAAGAGUACGCCAAACCCCCCAUAAGCCAUGGGUGUGCAUCGAGAAGUCAUCUGGCAUUAUUCACUCUGCUUACUGCAGCUGUCUUGCCAGGCUUCAUUCAACCUGUAAUCAUGUGGCUGCUAUUCUCUUCAAACUCGAUUAUGCUUAUCAAAGAGGAUGGACAUCUAAAGCGUGUACCAUGCGACCAUGUACAUGGGGUGAAGCGACCGCGAAUGAAAUGCUGGAAGGAAAACGCAUUUGUGACAUGGACUGGCGGAAGCCUAGCUACAGAGAUGGAGGGUAUCCGGAAUCGAUCAGCCCUCCGUUGGGACAGUUGUUCCAGCCAAUAAGGGAAACUGCACCCCCACAUAUUGCUGGAAUUAUCAAUGCUCUAGGUUCAACAGUGACGAACUCAAGUGUUUUUCAGUACUUGAUAUCAAAGCCUUCGCCCGAGUAUCCUGUUCAGGAGGACUUUAAUGUCAUGGGCACCAUCGAAGUGGAGACAUCUAAACAUAAUCCGCUAUCGCUACCAAAACUGGCUGGAGAGUGCAGGGCUGUGGAGUCAAUACCCAAAACACCGGACACCGACCCCUUCAUUUCUUGUGUAUCCGAAUCCGACUCCGACUCUGACUCUGACUCUGGCUCUGGCUCUGACCCCGACCCUGACCCCUAGGUAUAAUAAUUCUAAACCUGCUAUGAUGACAUUACAAAAGAUGGCAUUUCAAAAGGACCACAUGAAUCAUCAGGCUACCUUUUAAACCCAUGUCUUUAAAGUUUUGAGUCUUUCCCGCUGACUGAUUAGCACUCUAUCCCACACACGCUAGGGACAAUUUAUACAAACCUGUGCGCCUUUCGUGUGCGGGAGGUAACCCUAACCCUAACUCUAGGUUGAUAG